AUCCUUCCCCUUUCCACUUUCGUUGUAUCCAGAGAAAAUCGCCAUCGCCAUUAGUCAUCUCCGUUCGCGGAGGAGGACAUCCACAACAACUACUGCAAGGAUUGUCGUCUUCACCCUCCGACAAAAUCAAGCCGCCGUCGACAACCCAUUCUCGCCUCUCAAUUCGACGUCGUCUUUGUCCUCCAACGUUUGCCCAUGCCUUACAUGUUCCGGAUUGAACUACCUACCCACACACGUAGAUCUAGCUUCCAUCUUUCGAUCAUAAACUAUGAUUAUCAUGUGGCAGAGACUGGUUUCGAGCGAGAUCGAGAUGGAGGAAGCGGAAACUCGAGUAUUUCAACGGGUCAAGUUCUUCAAACUCUUUAUUUUCGUCACUCUGUUUUUUUGUACUUUGGAUUUCAGAACUAGAUUAGGGGGAGAAUCAUAUCAUAGCUUGGGAGUUGGAAUAACUAGAUCGAUGAUGUUCUUGGUGCUUGCGAUUUCAAAGAUUAGGGAGUCCGGGGCAAGAAUGACAGGUGGAGCAGAUCUUGUAUUUGGAGGUGCUCCUCCUCAUCCUCCUCUCCGCAGCCGGAGUGAGAAUCACAUCCGGAGGACCCAGAAAGAUGAAGAGGAAAGGAAUGGCGCUCUUGCUCCAAUAUGCUUCUCUUCCAGCUUGCGAAGACAAUUCCAGUGGCGAUCGAUGGGUGCUCAGGAAUGGAUUGGUCUCAGAGCGACGAAGGUGCAAGCGAAGGCAAGCUCGAUCCCGACCAUAGGGAACCUCACGAAGUUCAGCCCUCCGGAUUUGGGGGGUUUCAGAAAUCGGCCAAUCAUCUUCCUCAUCUCUCUUCUACCUCCACUUGUCUCUCGCUGGCGACUGAAUCUUCCCAAAAUCUCAUCGAGUCACAAGGUGGCCACUUCCAUUCGAAUUGAAGCACUUCAAUUCGGCUACUGAUGUUUAUUCGAUCAAGAAGGCGAGUUCCCUUCAUCGUCGAUGCAGCCCAUUAUUUGGCGAUCUUCCUCUCUUCUUUCCAGAUUCGACGACAGCAGCGAAAGAUUGCUUUGGUGAGGCCUACUCCAGCUAGGUUCACUAGGUUGCCGUUGGGAUCACCAACUCCGACAGGAGAUUUUGGUCGGGGUAAUAAGGGAGAUGAGGGAGAGCAAUUGACGGCACAUUGGGAAUCAAAAAAUAAUGAUGGCCGAAUUUUAAAAUACCUGGGGGUGACAACUAAUUCCAAUUCCGGGUCGGCCCGGAUUUGACAAUUUUGGAGGCCCAAAUCUCGACAGUUUUAAGAGCUAGCCAAACAAGGAUAUUAGUUAAAUUCCUGGAAAGGCCAGAAUUUGGACCAAAUCCCUGUCAAAUUUUCCUGAUCCAAACAACCCGUAGAAGGGUUUUCUAAAUAAUGCAUUUUGAGAGUGGGUGUGUGUGUGUUUCGUAAAACAAAAAAAAAGAGUGUGGUGGUGUGUUGGAUGGCAAUUUGAAUCCGUCCUGUCAGUAUUACCCGACCUGUCUGUGAUGGGGUGGGUAUUACCCGACUAGCAGUACCGUGGGGCAGGACAUGGCUAUCUAUUUUCGACUCGCUUCUCUCUCUCGGCCCCAUUCUUGACAUAUUUUAUCUUACUAUCUACUCAUAUUUCUCUUAUUUAGGCUUUUCUUCAACUAGUAAGUCUUUAUCUCUGAACUAGUUAGACUCAAUUACUCAUUCUAUUAUCACAAUUUUUCAUUCCUAAAGUGUUUCCCCCUUCGUUUUAUCGUAAAAAAUAAAAAAUUUGGGA
Molecule: messenger RNA, 1752 nt
Organism: Linum trigynum
Lineage: Eukaryota; Viridiplantae; Streptophyta; Magnoliopsida; Malpighiales; Linaceae
Source: the annotation of a GenBank genome assembly